AUUAAUACCCUGAAAAUGUUCAGAGAACACCAUGUUGGGAACAGUUGCAAUCAAACACAGGUCGGGAUGCAAAAUGACACAGGGACAUGGAAGAAGCUGAGAUGAACACGAUGAGACCCAAUAAACCCAAGUGAUGAGUACUACCCUUAGUGAGCAGCAAAUGUGCCAAUAAAAUAUGAAGCAGGAAGCUGAUGACAUGACGUGGCAUGGCAUGAAAGGAACCUGGCUUUGGAAGCUCAGGUCAGUUUGACACUGCUGGACGUGCAAGGUGAGCUGUGCAUGGGGCAUGGCACUGCAGGGCCACCGCAGCAGGGGAGACAAGGGAGGCUGGCACUGGGGCUUUGGCCAUUUGGGAUAUCCUGGCUGGGGGGAUCUAGCACCAGAGGCAUACAGCCUGCCAGGCCCAGCUGAAGGCUUUGGUCUUGUUCAGCUCUGAAAUGGGAUGCCUGAGGCUACAGAGAGAGGGAGAAAGAUGACAAAUGUCAACAGCAUGUUCCAGCAUGGGAUGAGCCUGCAGAGCGCUUAUGAUGCCACUAGAGCAGAACGAAGUCACAGAAUCACUCAGUCAAUCAAGUAUGAAAAGACUUGAGCUCCUCUGAGCUCAAUGGGCGCAACCUUGGACGGAACACCACCAAGUCUACUAGAACAUGGCACUACAUGGCACCACGCCUUUCCUCAAACACCUCCGGGGACGGUGGCUCCACCAGCUCCCUGGGCAGCCUAUUCUGAUAUGUGACGAACCUUUCUAUGAAGAAACUCUUCCUAAGAUCCAGCCUAAACGAGCCGGUAUGGUUCGGGGCAUUGGCUCGGGGCAUUGGCUCGGGGCAUUGGCUCGGAUCAGCCCUCCCUCAGGGGGAGCAGCGCCGCGCAGGACCACAGGAGGCGGCGGGUACUGAAGGAGGAAGGGGGGGGGGAUAGGGAAGGGGACGGGAGAGGGAGGUGGUGGAGGUGGUGCCGCUCCGCCCCGCCCGCCCCUCGGCGCCGUUUGGCGGGAACUGCGAGCUUUGGCGGGAACUGCGGGCUUUGGCGGGCUCGGGAGAGCCGCGCAGCCGGAGCCGCUCGCCCGCCAUGCCCGCCGACGGGGAGCUGCUGAGCGGCCCCGCCGCCUGCCCCGAGCCCGGCGAGCAGCAGUACCUGCAGCAGGUGCGGCACAUCCUGCAGCACGGCCACCGGCGGGAGGAUCGCACCGGCACCGGCACCAUCUCCGUGUUCGGCAUGCAGGCGCGGUACAGCCUCAGAGAUCAGUUUCCACUGCUCACAACGAAGAGGGUGUUCUGGAAGGGAGUGCUGGAGGAGCUGCUGUGGUUCAUCAAGGGUUCUACAAAUGCCAAAGAGCUCUCUGCAAAAGGUGUGAAGAUUUGGGAUGCUAAUGGAUCGCGUGAGUUCCUGGAUAAGCAGGGUUUCAGCACCAGAGAGGAGGGUGAUUUGGGACCAGUGUAUGGUUUCCAGUGGAGGCAUUUUGGAGCAGAGUACAAAGAUAUGCAUACAGAUUACUCCAACCAAGGAGUUGAUCAGUUGCAAAAAGUGAUUGAAACUAUCAAAACCAAUCCAGAUGACAGAAGAAUCAUUAUGUGUGCUUGGAAUCCCAAAGAUAUUUCCCUGAUGGCUUUGCCUCCGUGCCAUGCCCUUUGCCAGUUCUAUGUUCUAAAUGGUGAAUUGUCUUGCCAACUCUAUCAGAGGUCUGGAGACAUGGGACUAGGAGUGCCUUUUAAUAUUGCCAGUUAUUCACUGCUCACGUACAUGAUUGCCCAUGUCACAGGGCUGAAGCCUGGAGAGUUCAUACACACCUUAGGAGAUGCUCACAUAUAUCUGAACCAUGUGGAACCUCUAAAAGUCCAACUUCAGAGGGAGCCAAGACCUUUCCCCAAACUCAGAAUUCUUCGUGAGAUUAAAGACAUCAGCAAUUUCAAGGCAGAAGACUUUCAGAUUGAAGAUUAUAAUCCUCAUCCACCUAUUAAAAUGGAGAUGGCUGUCUAAUGCUAUAAACCAGUAUUAAAUAUUAAAGUGGAAAUGUACCUAAGCUACUUAGUUUCUCUAAAGUGGUGGGGCUUUUAUAUACUUCAAAAUGUAUUUGCUUUAUUGUUAAAUAGUCACAGACCAGAUUUGCCUUCAGUGCUGCUACCCUGUAGUUGUACAGGACAGGUGAUUAUUCCUGAUAUGCCGUGCAGAUGUUUACCCAGUUUUAAGUUGUUAGACAGCUGCUUUUCUACACAUUGUUUCAGUUGCCAGUGGCCAUUUCUGUUACCAUUCAGUUACUGAGUGUGAGUAGCACGGGCUUGCAUGCUUGAUUUGGUACUGAAAAUAAGAACUUGUAUGUGUGAUAGAGGAUUCCUUCAGGGUGGGAGAAAUUGUUAAAUGCAUUCUAAAGAGUGUGUGUUUAA
Motacilla alba alba is the source of this 2381-nucleotide messenger RNA. RefSeq names its product thymidylate synthetase (gene TYMS). The transcript has 7 exons. The record is from RefSeq and is a predicted model, not a curated record. Bases 1069 to 1977 code for a protein of 302 amino acids. Gene Ontology annotation, molecular function: thymidylate synthase activity. Lineage: Eukaryota; Metazoa; Chordata; Aves; Passeriformes; Motacillidae. Gene Ontology annotation, biological process: dTMP biosynthetic process. Gene Ontology annotation, cellular component: mitochondrion; cytosol.